Messenger RNA from Molossus molossus (Pallas's mastiff bat), 7746 nucleotides. RefSeq names its product SR-related CTD associated factor 11 (gene SCAF11). Lineage: Eukaryota; Metazoa; Chordata; Mammalia; Chiroptera; Molossidae. The transcript has 15 exons. Gene Ontology annotation, molecular function: RNA binding. The record is from RefSeq and is a predicted model, not a curated record. Gene Ontology annotation, biological process: spliceosomal complex assembly. The coding region runs from base 200 to 5083 and encodes 1627 amino acids.
CUGCCGCCGCCUCCCGACCCGGCCGGCAGAACCGGCGUCCCGGCGGCCCCCGGAACAUCUCAAAGCGGACGAAGGAGUCCAUGUUGGGGAACUUGGCGGCGGCGUGACGGGGACCUCGGGACCUGCAGUGGGGCCGCCGCCGCCGCCGCCGGAGCCAGCGCCUCGACCUCGGCCUGAGGAAACCCCUUUUCAAGGAGAAAUGAAGAAGAAAACUCUCUAUACCCUAAAUGUGGGAGAUCAGGAGUAUGAAGAUAUGGAAGGUGAAGAAGACAAAGAUAAUACUGCUACCACUGGUCUGUUGUACAGUGAAGCUGACAGAUGUCCAAUAUGUCUUAAUUGCCUAUUAGAGAAGGAAAUUGGUUUUCCAGAAGGUUGUAAUCAUGUCUUCUGUAUGACUUGUAUUCUUAAAUGGGCAGAGACACUGGCUUCAUGUCCUAUUGACCGAAAACCUUUUCAAGCAGUGUUUAAAGUCAGUGCAUUGGAAGGUUGUGUUAAGGUUCAAGUAAAAAGACAGUUGAGAGAAACAAAAGACAAGAUAAAUGAAACCUCUUUUAAGAAACUGCUCUCCUAUCAUGAAAAUUCUAAAAGCUCUAUGAGAAAAUACAUCAUCAGAGAUGAUCUAUUAAGUGCAAAGCUGCAGGACUUGAAGAUACAUAGAAAAACGAAACACAGUGAAAUGGGAGGAAAGAAAAAUGCAACAAUAAAGAUAAAGAAGCCUCGAAGAUCAAAUCAGUGUACAAGUCAGUACUUCAGAAAUUUUUUCUCCAAUAUGUUUUCUUCUAGUAGUAACACUGGAGAAUCUUCUUUUACCUGUAGAGCAUAUUGUACAGAAUUUAUAGAAGUCAAUGAAGUCAGUGCAUUAAUUAGGCAGAAGAGACAAGAACUGGAAUUAUCAUGGUUUCCUGAUACAUUACCUGGAAUUGGAAGAAUUGGUUUUAUACCCUGGAAUAUUGAAACAGAAGUCCUUCUUCCCAUCCCUUCUGUGUUGCCGAGAACUAUUUUUCCAACAAGUACCAUAUCCUUAGAGAAUUUUGGUACUUCUUGCAAGGGAUAUGCAUUAGCACAUACUCAAGAAGGAGAAGAGAAGAAGCAAACUUCUGGUACAUCAAACACCAGAGGAUCAAGACGAAAACCUGCAGCUACAACUCCUACAAGGAGAUCUACACGUAACACGAGAGCUGAAACAGUCACUCAGUCUCAGAGAUCCCCGGUAUCAAAUAAUUCUGGGUGUGAUGCCCCAGAGAAUAAUAACCCAUCUGUAAGUGUUUCUUCUUCAGCUGAGUCCGAAAAGCAAACAAGACAGGCCCCAAAACGGAAAUCUGUAAGAAGAGGAAGAAAACCACCUUUACUUAAAAAGAAACUUCGGAGCUCUGCACCUCCCCCUGAAAAAUCAUCUUCCAGUGAUUCAGUAGAUGAAGAAACAGCAGAAUCUGACACACCACCUGUAUUAGAGAAAGAGCACCAAUCAGAUGAAGAAAGUAGUAACACUUUUACUGUGCAGACAGAUGUAAAAAAUAAGUCUGCUAAUGGCUUGAAAAGUUGCAGUGAGCAAAUAGAAGAAAGUGAGGAACACAUUGAGAACCAUGAUACAGAGGAAAAAGUAGAGUCUUCAUAUUCUGAGUCUUGUAUCCAAAAUCCUCCUGUUCUGGUUGAAGAGGAGGAGGAAGUUCAAAAAAUUGAGAAUAUAGGUAUCGAAGACAUUCAAAAAGUUGAGAAUACAGUUAUUGAGGACAUUCAAAAAGUUGAGAAUACAGGUAUUGAAGAAAUUCAAGAAGUUGAGAAUACAGGUAUUGAGGACAUUCAAAAAGUCGAGACUACAGGUAUUGAGGAAAUUCAAAAAGUUGAUAAUACAGGUAUUGAGGAAAUUCAGAAAACUGAGAAUACAGGUAUUGAGGAAAUUCAGAAAACUGAGAAUACAGGUAUUGAGGAAAUUCAAAAAGUUGAGAAUACAGGUAUUGAGGAAAUUCAAAAAGUUGAGAAUACAGAUAAUGAGGAAAUUCAGAAAGUUGAGAAUACAGAUAAUGAGGAAAUUCAGAAAGUUGAGAAUACAGAUAAUGAGGAAAUUCAGAACGUUGAGAAUACAGAUAAUGAGGAAAUUCAGAACGUUGAGAAUACAGAUAAUGAGGAAAUUCAGAAAGUUGAGAAUAUAGAUAAUGAGGCUUAUGUUUUUUGUUUAGAAAAUGUGAUUUCUGAAAAUAUUUCUGAAAAAGAUAAUGAUCCAUUAGAAAAUCAAGACCAAGUAUCUGGACCAUCAGAAUCAGAAGUAAAAGAUAUAUGUACAGACCAUUCUCCAAAUGAUUCUCUUACAUGUUCAGCAUCUGAAAUGGAAGUACAACAACCUAUACCAAACCUAGAUGAGUUAUCUGAGAAUGCAGACGUAGUGGUUAAUGAAGAAAAAGUUGUAGAGGUUAAUGAAGAAAAAGUUAGAGAUGUUAAUGAUGAAGAGGUUAGAGAGAGUACUAUAGUAGAAACUAUUGAUCAUGAAGAUUCUACAGUAAAAGCAGACCAGCUUGUAGACAACCCAAAAUUAGAAUUUUCUGAGGGUGGAAUUAUACAAAGAGUGGACAAAACAUCUAUUGAGAGCUCAGAGAUUCAGUUGCCUGGGCAUGUUGAAACUGAAGAUGCAGAAAUAAUUACAACGUGUGAUACUUCAGGGAAUGAAAAUUUCAAGAGUAUUCAAGAUUCUGAAAAUAAUUUAUUAAAAAUUAAUCUUAACACCAAAUUAGACACAUCUUUAGAAGAAAAGAUUGACUCUCUGGUUGAACAUCCCAGAUCUACAGAAUUGCCUAACACACACAUUGAACAGAUUCAGAAGCAUUUUAGUGAAGACAAUAAUGAAAUGAUACCUAUGGAAUGUGAUUCAUUUUGCAGUGACCAGAAUGAAUCUGGAAUUGAACUGUCUGUAAAUGCUGAUGCUAAACAGUUGAACAGAAAUUCUGCAGAGCACGGUUCUCAAAAUAAUAUGUCAUCAUCUGAUUCUGUAAGUGAAAAGGUAGAAACCCUAUCUCAACCAUUUGAGAGCCCAACAGAUAUGAUAGAUAAAGCCAAAAAGCCUCGUACUCGAAGAUCUAGAUUUCAUUCCCCAUCUACAACUUGGUCUCCCAACAAAGACACUGCACGAGAAAAGAAGAGGUCUCAGUCUCCAUCUCCCAAAAGAGAAACUGGAAAAGAAAGCAGGAAGUCUCAAUCACCAUCUCCCAAGAAAGAAUCUGCAAGAGGACGGAGAAAAUCUCGUUCUCAGUCUCCAAAAAAGGAUAUUGCAAAAGAGAGAAGCCAAUCACAGUCUCGAUCUCCAAAAAAAGAUAGCAUUAGGGAUGGCAAAAGAUCAGAAUCACUUUCUCCAAAGAGAGACACUUCUAGAGAAAACAGAAGAUCUCAGUCAAGAGUAAAAGAUUACUCACCAAGAGAAAAAUCCAGGUCCCAGAGCAGAGAAAGAGAAAGUGAUAGAGAUGGUCCCAGGAGAGAGAGAGAAAGGAGAAACAGAAGGUGGUCUAGGUCCAGAUCUCGUUCUAGAUCACCAUCAAGAUCUAGAACAAAAAGUAAGAGUUCAUCAUUUGGUAGAAAUGACAGAGACAAUUACUCUCCUCGGUGGAAGGAAAGAUGGGCAAAUGAUGGUUGGAGAUGUCCACGAGGAAAUGAUCGGUACAGAAAGAGUGACCCAGAGAAACAGAAUGAAAAUACAAGAAAAGAAAAAAAUGACAUCAGUCUGGAUACCGAUGAUCCAAAUUCUGCUGACAAACAUAGAAUUGACUGUCCCAGUUGGGUAACAGAAAAAAUAAAUUCUGGGCCUGAUCCAAGGACCAGAAAUCCAGAAAAGGUAAAAGAUUCCCAUUGGGAAGAAAAUAGAAAUGAAAAUUCAGGGAAUUCUUGGAAUAAAAACUUUGGUUCAGGUUGGAUGUCUAACCGUGGUCGAGGUAACCGUGGCAGAGGCACUUACAGAGGUAGUUUUGCCUAUAUAGAUCAAAGUGAAAAUCGGUGGCAAAACCAGAAACCCCUCUCAGGGAAUUCAAAUGGUUCAGGGAAUGAGUCUUUCAAGUUUGUGGAACAGCAACCUUAUAAACGGAAAGGUGAGCAAGAGUUCUCAUUUGACACGCCAGCAGACAGAUCCGGGUGGACAUCUGCAUCUAGUUGGGCUGUGAGAAAGACUCUACCAGCAGAUGUACAAAACUAUUAUUCACGACGAGGGCGGAAUUCUUCAGGCUCACAGUCUGGAUGGAUGAGACAGGAAGAAGAAACAACUGAACAGGAUUCUAACCUAAAAGACCAAACAAACCAGCAAGGUGAUUGUUCUCAGCUACCUAUAAAUAUGAUGCAACCACAAAUGAAUGUAAUGCCUCAACAAAUGAAUGCACAACACCAGCCUAUGAAUCUCUUCCCAUAUCCAGUACCGGGUGUUCAUGCACCUUUGAUGAACAUCCAACGCAAUCCAUUUAAUAUUCAUCCUCAGCUACCCUUGCAUCUACACACAGGAGUACCUCUCAUACAGGUAGCUGCUCCUACCAGUGUAUCUCAGGGACUACCACCACCACCACCCCCUCCCCCGCCAUCCCAACAAGUCCACUACAUUGCUUCACAGCCAGAUGGAAAGCAAUUGCAGGGUAUUCCUGGUGCUUCUCAUGUAAGUAAUAGCAUGAGUACGCCAGUCUUGCCCGCUCCGACAGCAGCCCCAGGAAAUAUGGAAACAGUUCAGGGACCAAGUUCUGGUAAUACUUCGUCAUCCAGUCACAGCAAAGCCUCUAAUGCUGCUGUAAAAUUGGCAGAAAGCAAAGUAAGUGUUACAGUGGAAGCCAGCGCAGAUAGCUCGAAGACAGACAAGAAAUUGCAAAUUCAAGAGAAAGCAGCACAGGAGGUAAAACUGGCCAUUAAGCCAUUUUACCAAAAUAAAGAUAUCACCAAGGAAGAAUAUAAAGAGAUUGUACGAAAAGCAGUAGAUAAAGUUUGUCAUAGUAAGAGUGGAGAAGUCAAUUCUACUAAAGUGGCAAAUUUGGUUAAAGCCUAUGUAGACAAAUACAAAUAUUCACGGAAGGGAAGCCAAAAGAAAACUCUGGAAGAACCUGUGUCUACUGAGAAACACAUAGGCUGAGAUGGAGAGCACUGCAAAGGACACUCAAGAUUUCUGCAAAGUGCAAUUUCAACAUGUACCUUUAACUGAGAAUCAUACAUAACUGUGAUUGAAAUUUGGUUUUGAUAAAAUUAUUUUUUUUAACGUAGGAUAUAAUGUUUUGUUCAAAAUAAAUAAUAGUUCUGCACUGCAACUUCCAUAUCCUUUUCUCCCACCCACUGCCCUCAAAUAAAAGCAAACUCAAGGGAAAGUAAAGGGGUUAAAGGAAUGUGCAUUUUCACUAGGACUGUUACAGUGUGGAGACUGAAAGAUGUACAGCUUUUUGAUUUGAACAAUGGAGUGCAUAAAUUAGAAAUUUCUAAGUGCACUGGUUUUGGAAAUUUCUAAGUGCACUGGUUAUAUAUAUAUAAUACAUUUAUUCUGUCAGGCUAAAAAUAAAGUAUGAUCUAUAUGAUUUUUCCCUCUAAUUAUAGAAAGCUAAGUAAUGUAUUACUGUGAGAAAUAUUUCUAAUAACAGAACAUACCAAUUGUAGGGUUCCUAAUCUGUAUUUUUAAAGCACACAUCUGAAUAAAUUGUUUAGAUAGAAAACAAAUUACCACAUAAAUAAAAUUCAGUGUUCAAAACUUUGGAACACUGUUGAUCUAUUGUAUCACCAAAUAAAGGGUAUGCUGCUUGUUUUUCUUUGUGCCUUUUUUCCCCCCCAAUUGAGAUGAAGCAGUUUUAUUUGCUAGAUUUACAACUUUAGCAGUCUAAAUUCUUGGUUGAAUUUAGAAGACCAGUUUGGAAAAAGUGUUGACUUUGCAAAAGUCGUGUUCUUUCAUAAUAUUUCCUACCUAUCAGAGAAGAUAAAUUAUCUGUGCCAACUGGAGAACUGCUGUUCAAUGGUGGUGACCCUCCCUCCCUUGGGAUUAAGGUAGAAUUCUGAGACUCGCUUCAGUGGCUUUUGGGUGGUUGUUCAUCUGUCCAAUCACUAAUGAAAUUCUUUUCACGCUUGAGAAAUCUCCAAAUGCUUUACAGUGAAUAAAGUGUUAAUUUGGUGACCAUGUGAUGGCCAUUGAGCAUGGUGCAAACAUCUAAACAUUAAAAUCCAUGUUUUGGAAAGGAAGAGGAAUUAUAAAUAAUGGAGUUUUGGUUAGGCCUUCAGGGACUAGGGAUUUUUUUUUUUUUUUUUAAUACUAGAAUAUGUUAACUUUUAUAAAAGGUAAGUUUAAAGUGUUAUAGUAUCAUUAUUUUAAUUGGCAUUUUGGAAGAAAACUGUGUCCAUGAUAAUCUGUCUUUUAUUCUAGUAACAAUUUUCAGUAGAUACCAAAUAACAGGAAAGCUAUUCAGGUAAGACAUUAAUGGCUCAAACAUAGGUAUAUGCCUCAGUGAGACAGACUGACCUUUUUACUAGCUAAACUAGCAAGAGCAAUACUCUGUAGGACUAUGCUUUUCUGAAGUAAAGAUUAUGUUUCUCAAUUUUAUGUGCACAAUACACUCCUGGUGCUAGCUUUGAUAGGCAAAAUAUUUUGGAACGAUGGCCCCAGUAAUCGUUUUACUAGUUCAUAAUCUUUAUUAGAUUAUGAGUAUAAUCCCCAAAAAUAUUAGAGGUAUUUCCAAGCAGUUUUUGAUCUUUAUUCUGCAUUUCUGGGCAUUUGUAAUAUGGUAUUCUACUGAUUUAUAUAUAUUUUUAAUUAAAGUUUGUGUUUAGAUUAUGGAGAAAGAAGUUUAGAAGUAUAUUUCUUCUAAUAAAAUAUUAAGACAGUAUUUUAAAUAUCAGUGCACACGUCCUCACUUCUUUCAGUUUUGAGCUAUAGAAACAAUUGUGUGAACUUUAAAUCUAUUUUUAGUUAAAGCUGGUUCACACUUUGAAAAUUUUAUAGCAAAUUGCCUAAGCCAAUUGAUUAAUCAUAUAAUGCCUACUUUUCCUUUGUUUUCUUUCAGUGACGUUUGGGAGUUGGGUGACAUUUUAAAAUUUGCUUUACACCAUUUAUCUUUUGCAAACCUGUUUAAAUAUAGUUUUGAAGAAAUACUAGGUAGUAGUCAAGUCUCAGAUCUUUGGUAGCACUAUCAUGAAUUAUUUCCACCUUUCCUGAAAAUAACAAGUGUGUAUUCCAUAUCGGGUUGGUGUACUGGUUAGACUGCAUUUAAAAUAGUUAAUGAAGAAUGUUACUGGAUUAGAAUUCAAACUUUUAAAACUUUGAAAUUUAAGAAUGUUUUAGAAAGUGCAUGCUUUAUGUUAAAACAUUCAUUGCUUUAACAUUACAUUCCCCAUUCUUGCUUUUUCAGAAAUUUAUAUUAAUUUUGCAUGUGUGUAAACUUAUUCAAGAACAUUUUGUGGGGUUAUAGAUUUCUCUUGUUAUUUAUAAAGAUUCAGUAUUAACUUGACCUUUGAAACCUUGGUCCCUUUAACUUACUAGUCACAUUGACCAAUGUUUUAGGCUAUAUAGUGAUGCCUAGAAUUUUGAGACUGAAAGUAAUUAUUAUUUGAACAUUCCAAAAGUUUUGUGAUUUUUUUUUUCUGGUAAUUAACACAUUUUCUUCAUCAUCUACCUUUAAAUGGCCACAGUGUGUACUGCUUGAAUGUUCUAUCCAAAAGAUGUAGCUUUGGAAGCACAGGGAUUGCCCAUGGUCCAUGAGACAUUGUUUGUAGUCUGAGGAUGGAGUGCUGUCUACUGAAACAAUGCUCUUAAACAGAUAUGUA